AUGAGCAAUACGGCCCAAAGCCUACCAUCAUUUUUUCACUCAAAUUUUCACAGUUUUAUCACUUGGAUAAGUCCAAAUAUUGUCCAUAUCGAGCUGCUGCAGACAAUCGGCUGUACCAAAUCAAAUCAUCAAACAAUGGAGGCAUCGAAUUUUUAUGCGCUCUCGAUCAAUCCUCGGCUGAAUCGAUCUAUUUUCUUUAAAAAUGGAAAGUUUGAUAGUAGAGAUCGCAAGUGUUUAUCUCACAUCUGCAUCAAUAGCACUGGAAUCCUUCGUUCCAAUCUGCAGAAGCUAUGCUAUUUAGCUGCUGCUGGCAGUUUUGGAGUAGGAGCUAGCUUUUUUCGAGGUUGCCAUGAUCACCACUUUGCAACAUAUAAUGUACCCAUGAGGAAAGCCUCCCGAUCAUGUCUGUCAAGUUCAUGUCGAGUUCGAAGUGAGGACUACGGUGGAACCCCAAGUGGUGAAAGCAUCUUACUAAACGAGCAGACUUUAGAGCGUGAAUUACAGAUUGCUAUUGAAGAAGAGAAUUAUUCCCAGGCCGCAAAAAUCAGGGAUAGCCUUAAGCUUCUCCAGGAGGACAGCAAGGCUUCAGUAUUAGCAGCAAAUGCUAGAUUUUAUAAUUCAUUCAGAAAUGGGGAUUUAGCUUCUAUGCAGGCUCUGUGGUCCAAGGGUGAUCAUGUCUGCGUUGUGCACCCUGGUGUGAGUGGCAUAUCGGGUCAUGAUCUUGUAAUGGGGAGCUGGGAAUUUGUAUGGGCCGACUAUGACUUCCCACUAGAAAUUGAGAUUAGGGACGUUCAGGUUCAUGUUAGAGGGGACGUAGGCUAUGUGACAUGCAUUGAAAUGGUGAAGACUAAGGGCAGUAGCUGGGGAAGACAAUUUGCUACAAACGUGUUUGAGAGGAUUGAUGGUCAAUGGUUCAUGUCGAUUCAUCACGCAUCAUAUGUUGAUUUGUGA
Messenger RNA from Fraxinus pennsylvanica, 951 nucleotides. NCBI's taxonomy places the organism in Eukaryota, Viridiplantae, Streptophyta, Magnoliopsida, Lamiales, Oleaceae. The record is from the annotation of a GenBank genome assembly.